Messenger RNA from Protopolystoma xenopodis, 364 nucleotides. The record is from the annotation of a GenBank genome assembly. NCBI's taxonomy places the organism in Eukaryota, Metazoa, Platyhelminthes, Monogenea, Polystomatidea, Polystomatidae.
UUUUAGUCGUCCUUUCCAUCCAUUACUAGAUGAUGAAAAAAAGGUAGUAGACGAAGUCUUCGCAAAUGCCAUUGAUGGCCUCUCAUCCGAAGAUAAAGCAUUGCCUCAAGUGGAGAGCAUUCUUCCUCUUCUUAAAAAGGGCAUUGGUAUUCAUCACGGUGGCCUACUGCCUAUAUUGAAAGAGACAGUCGAGAUCUUGUUUUGCGAAGGCCUGCUCAAGUGCCUCUUCGCCACGGAGACCUUUGCUAUGGGACUCAAUAUGCCUGCCAGGACCGUGCUCUUUACUUCUGCCAGAAAAUUUGAUGGUUCAAAUUAUCGAUGGGUAGUUCUUGUUAAUUCCUUUCCUCAUUUUGAAAUAAUUUAA